Messenger RNA from Euleptes europaea (tarantolino), 975 nucleotides. RefSeq names its product kinectin 1 (gene KTN1). NCBI's taxonomy places the organism in Eukaryota, Metazoa, Chordata, Lepidosauria, Squamata, Sphaerodactylidae. The transcript is spliced from 14 exons. The record is from RefSeq and is a predicted model, not a curated record. The coding region runs from base 61 to 975 and encodes 304 amino acids. Gene Ontology annotation, molecular function: kinesin binding. Gene Ontology annotation, biological process: microtubule-based movement.
ACAGACAAGGAUGAUAAAAUCAAGACGGUUGAAGAACUCCUUGAAACGGGACUCAUAGAGAUGGCCAAUAAGGAAGAUGAGCUGAAGGGUUCCUUUGCAUUGUUAGUGGAAGAACUGCAAAAAGUAAUCAGUGAAAAGGAUGGGAAGAUCAGGUCCGUGGAGGAGCUCCUGCAGGCCGAAGUCCUGAAGGUGACGACCAAGGAGAAGACAGUCCAGGCCUUGUCGCAGGAAGUAGAGGCUCUGAGAGAAGAUGUAGGGAAGGCCCAGCUUGAGAAGGACGCCCAGAUAUCAGUUGCACAAGAAGUCAAAGAUCUUCAGAAUCUGUUGAAAGGGAAAGAGGAGCAGGUGAGAAAUAUGGAGCUGUUACUGAAAGAGAAGGAGAGAGAGAUUGCAAAGAUGGCAGAGCAGUUUCAGGCUUCUACAGCGUCAGCCAAUAAGGACUUGGAAACUCUGUUGAAAGGGAAGCAAGGGGAAAUACACAAAAUGGAGGCCUUGUUGGACGAGAGGGGGAAGGAAACGGCUCAGCGGCAGAAAGAGUUGCAGACCAUACAGGAGGAGAAUCGGUUGUUAAGAGCACAGAUUCAGGAAAUGAAGCAAGAGAAUGGAGAACAGGAAUCUCUGGCAAGCAAGAACGAACAGCUUCUGCAGCUCAUUUCAGGGAAAGAGCGAGAGAUCGCUGGCCUAGAGAAGGAGUUGGGCAUCAUGAAGCAGGCCGUGGAGCAGCAGAGGCAAAAAAACAAUGACCUUCGGGAGAAAAACUGGAAAGCCAUGGAAGCAUUGGCCUCGACAGAAAAAUUGCUGCAGGACAGAGAGACCAAGACGGCCAAGGAGAGGCAGCAGUCUGUGGAGACGGCCGAAAAGGAGACGCGAGCUGCCCUUCAGAAACUGUUUCCCGCCGUGUCUCUUUCUUCCACUUUGAAUGUGGAAUCGCCUCGGCGCCGCGCCGACACCGCCUCGGUACCGAUCUGCAUCUAA